This is a messenger RNA of Paramacrobiotus metropolitanus, 1235 nucleotides long. RefSeq lists its product as uncharacterized. Gene Ontology annotation, molecular function: chitin binding. The coding region runs from base 248 to 1006 and encodes 252 amino acids. The transcript has 3 exons. The record is from RefSeq and is a predicted model, not a curated record. Gene Ontology annotation, cellular component: extracellular region. NCBI's taxonomy places the organism in Eukaryota, Metazoa, Tardigrada, Eutardigrada, Parachela, Macrobiotidae.
UUCCGGUUACGGCAAGCAGUGUUCGCGCCGUAAAGCAGGCCCGGUUUGGGUUCACAUACUCACGGAGAAAUUUAACGGCAUUUCCAGCUGCUGUUGGAUUGCUGUAAGACAAGUCGUUGAUCAGCUGAUGACUGGGCAAUAUUUGCACUACUGCAACCUGCUUAAAAAACCCAGAAAUCGGCUGAUGAAUUCUUAUUGCAGUUAGCAUUUUUUACAUUGCGCUUGCUGAAAUUUUAAAGUUGAAUUUAUGGGACCCAUCAAAAUGUGGAGUAUUGUGUGUUUUGUUGGUCUGAUAUCGUGGACGGUGGCCGAACCGGAAAUCGUUGGAGUUCAACAAGGUCCGGGAAAUAACGAGGUGGUGGAAGCGUUGAAUGAGUUUAUGAGGAAUUUGGGGAACAACAUUAAUCAAAAUGCGGACUGCUUGCCGGGCACGCAGCCUGGGUUGUAUGCCAACAUAGCGUCCGGUUGCCGCAAUUAUUACAGGUGUGACUUGGAUAACAAGCGAACGAAUUUUGAGUGUCCCACCACAACGUUGUUCAAUCAGAUGACACUCAAAUGUGAUACUCCUCCCGCGGUGUCCUGUGGUUGGUCAUCGCAGCUGGCCUCCAUUGCCAAUAGUCAAGUGGCUCAAGCCCUUCCCACUAAUUUCGUCGCUUCCCCGGACGACAGUAUGAACGACAACGAAGCCGCGCCGCGUGCCAAGCGUGCCGUCUGGGCGUCACGUGACGACUCCGACGCGGACACCACGCCGCGACCUCGUGGCCGUUCCAACAGCGGCUCCAGUGGCAGUGCCAACCCCUCCGCCCGGCAGUCCAGUGGGGGUGGUGCUAGUGGCUCCGUCUCGGGCACGGGACAAAACUUUGGAGUGCGGGGCAACGCCCAGCGCGGCAGCUCCCACAGAGUGACGGAACACCGGGUUUCCUCAGGAGCCGGUAAUCCGCCAGCAUGGACCUUCUCGCCGGAGAUGGAGGAGGGACUGAAUGGGGAUUGGUCGGAUGACUGGUAAUGGGGACGGGAGCGUUGUUAAUUUGCCAAAGAUUAAAAUGUUCUGUGUAAAUUAAAGUGGCUGUCUGGCUAAGAAAUAAUCGUAGCGGUGAGUACGUUGCCUACUGGGGAGGCGGUAGCAUAUUUUUCUAACGCGAGACUUGUUGCAAUGGAAAAUUAAACUGUCGUACUACGCAGUAUGGACUGAUUUAUUGAAAUUAUUAUUAUUAAAUGAUUAUGUUCGGGGGAAA